AUGGCCUCGGUUAAGGACUUUGGUUGCUCCAUGGAGCUGAGCGGCUGGAAUAGUAGUUUGACCAACGCAGCUUCGGUCCCCUGCAACCAGAGCAUGGUGAAACUCGCCGCCCCGUACUCCCCUGAGGCCACGGCGGCCUUCGCUACCGCCAUAACCCUGAUGGUCGUCUUCACUAUUGUGGGAAACAUCAUGGUCAUCAUCGCAGUGCUGACCAGCCGGUCACUUCGAGGUCCGCAGAAUUUGUUCUUGGUGUCACUGGCUGCUGCGGACAUCUUAGUGGCCACGCUUAUCAUCCCCUUUUCACUGGCCAAUGAACUGCUUGGCUACUGGUACUUCAAAUCUCUGUGGUGUGAGAUUUACCUGGCACUGGAUGUUUUGUUCUGCACCUCCUCCAUUGUUCACCUGUGCGCCAUCUCACUGGACCGCUACUUGUCCAUCUCCCGUGUCACCUAUGGACGUCAGCGGACACCCAGACGCAUCAAAGCUGCUAUUGUUGUGGUGUGGCUAAUUUCUGCCAUCAUCUCCUUCCCUCCGCUGCUGUCCCUGAAUAAAAGUGAGGGAGGGGCCGACGGGACUGAAAGAGGACCCCAGUGCCAGCUCAAUGAUGAACGCUGGUAUAUCCUGUACUCCACCAUCGGCUCCUUCUUUGCUCCAUGCCUAAUCAUGAUCCUGGUCUACGUAAGAAUCUACCAAAUUGCCAAACAGAGGACAAGGUGCCCACCAGGAGAGCCAAGGAAAGAUGGGGUAGGUUGUGCCACCCCAGGACAGGCAGCACGACAUGUACAAGCCAAUGGAACUGAUGAAGAAAGCACACCCCCUUCAUCAAAUAAAACAUCCAACAGCAGACCCCCCACCCUGGCAGUCACUCCUUCUCCUACUCCAAAACGGUCUCCGUCCUCUCAGAAUCCCACCAAUAAUCUCCUGCAGCCUCCGUCCACUUCUCCUGCUCCAACCCCAGCCACAGGCACCCCUCCCACCUCCCCUCAUGGCCCCUCACCCACCUCUAAUGUGCCUCCGUCUGCCCCUGCCAAGACCAAAGAGGAGGGGAAGAAGAACAAGCGCCAGGCAGAUAAAAAAGCUGACAAUAAUAAUGGUGACAGCUCAAGCACGGAAAGUGACAUGGAGCAUAGCCAAGGAGGGGGCAGGGGUAGUGCCAGCAUGGCAGGUUCACCCGGGGGUGGAGGUGUCCACUCCCCUGCCUCGAUCCAGCGCUACCGGGACAUGAUAGCCACUUCCAAGGGGGCUCGGCUGGUGCCAGGGAGAAAGUCAAAAGUCGACAACAACCCUGGAGCAGCGAGGCGUAAAGCCAUGGUCAACCGGGAGAAACGCUUCACCUUUGUCCUGGCGGUGGUGAUAGGUGUUUUUGUGGUUUGCUGGUUCCCGUUCUUCUUCUCCUACUCCCUACAGGCAGUGUGCCCCGAGACCUGCACCAUCCCUGAGCCACUCUUCAAAUUUUUCUUCUGGAUCGGCUAUUGCAACUCCUCACUCAACCCGGUUAUUUACACCAUCUUCAACAAAGACUUUCGAAAGGCCUUCAAAAAGAUUCUGUGCAGGGGUACUAAGGGGACUUUCUUUUAGGGAGGAUCCUCUGUGUAUUACAUGGACAUGAAACCUGCAGUCUUUGAGGCACAGGAAAAAAAAAAGACUUCACUUCCUCUCAAGUUUUUGCAAAGAACAUCACAAAGGGCUGUUGUUUCAAAAUGUGUUAAUAUGUGGAAAUUUCAGCAUAAAAUUCACAACUGAGAGGGCACUUUUUGACAGCUGCAGUGAGCGCACACUAGGCAACUUGGACAGAGAAACACCAACUUGCUGUUGAUACACACAUCACUCUAUACAGGUUGCAGGGUGAAAAUGGACAUGGGACAGAGGUAGU
Molecule: messenger RNA, 1873 nt
Organism: Myripristis murdjan (pinecone soldierfish)
Lineage: Eukaryota; Metazoa; Chordata; Actinopteri; Holocentriformes; Holocentridae
Gene: adra2b
Product: adrenoceptor alpha 2B
Exons: 1
Coding region: 1-1578 (525 amino acids)
Biological process (GO): G protein-coupled receptor signaling pathway
Cellular component (GO): plasma membrane
Molecular function (GO): alpha2-adrenergic receptor activity; epinephrine binding
Source: RefSeq, a predicted model, not a curated record